GUCUCGAUCCCAAAAUGUUGAUAGUUUUGUGUCUUCUGUUGGCUCAAGACUUUAUUGUUGGCGAGGCGAAUGUGUUGCCGCGUAUCGUCAAUGGAAAACUGGCCGAUCAAAGACAAUUCCCAUACGUGGUUCAAGUUAAGAUCGAAGCCGGAAACAACAGAACCGUUCUGUGCGGUGGCAGCAUUAUAGCCAACGACUGGGUACUCACGGCUGGUCAUUGUACUGAGGAUGCCACGUGGGUGACCCUCUAUUAUGGCUCUGUAUGGACCAAACAUCAUCCACUUAUGACGCUAGAGGCCAAAACUCACGUGUUCCCACAUCCUCAGUUCAGAAGUGUCAGCGGAGAUAUUAUCAACGAUAUUGCACUGAUUCGCACUGAGUGGGUGAAGUUCAGUGAUCGCAUCCAAAGCAUUGCACUGCCAACAGAACCCAAAUAUGGCUAUAAUAAUUAUGUGGGUCAAUGGGCUACUGUCGCCGGAUGGGGUCAACUACAUGACCGUGGAAGUGGAUCCGUUCGCUUGUUUUGGGCUACACUAAAGGUCUUGGAUGAAUCCGUGUGCAGAAGACGAUACGGAAAUAAAUUAGUAGGGCUAUUGUGCGCUCAAUCUGGCGAUGCACAGUCCACCUGCUACGGGGACUCUGGUGGACCGCUGGUACUCAAUGGGGAAAACAAACUGAUCGGAGUCUUCGCAUUUUUGUCUUAUCUGGGAUGCGAAGUUGGGGAUCCGGUGGGAUUUUCUGAUGUUUCCAGAUACUUGGGCUGGAUUCGCAGUGUCUCUGGUAUUGGAAAUAAUUAGAAUGUACAUAGAUGUGAAUAAUAAUAGUUUCAGUAUAAAGUACUAAUACCAUAUUAUAUCAUCAUUACAUAUAGCAAAAUUAGA
This is a messenger RNA of Drosophila miranda, 881 nucleotides long. Its product is annotated as serine protease 3-like. Lineage: Eukaryota; Metazoa; Arthropoda; Insecta; Diptera; Drosophilidae. Gene Ontology annotation, molecular function: serine-type endopeptidase activity. Gene Ontology annotation, biological process: proteolysis. The record is from RefSeq and is a predicted model, not a curated record. The transcript has a single exon. The coding region runs from base 15 to 797 and encodes 260 amino acids.